This is a messenger RNA of Cryphonectria parasitica EP155, 865 nucleotides long. RefSeq lists its product as uncharacterized. The transcript is spliced from 2 exons. The coding region runs from base 119 to 865 and encodes 248 amino acids. The record is from RefSeq and is a predicted model, not a curated record. Lineage: Eukaryota; Fungi; Ascomycota; Sordariomycetes; Diaporthales; Cryphonectriaceae. Gene Ontology annotation, cellular component: cytosol; mitochondrion. Gene Ontology annotation, molecular function: peptidyl-tRNA hydrolase activity.
CACGAACCAGUCCGUCACCUAUUCAAUCAAGCAGGCUGAUUGAGAGCCUUACCAUCCACCAAGCCACAGAAAGAAAAGUAAAUUAAAGGAGAGCAGACAAGAAAAGAAAGCAGGAGAAAUGCCCGAGCCAGAUCACACCCUCGUGGUGAUAACGACCUCGGUCGUCGCACUCAUCACGGGCUUCCUCCUCGGCGUCUACAGCAUUCGCGGCUACCUGAUCUCGCCUGAGCUGGUCAAGGAGUCCCGCGCUAACUAUGACGACCCAGUCGACAGCGACGAGACGGACAUUGACGAGGACGAGACCGUCCUGGACCACGCGCCGAACUGGGCCAACGGCGAGGCGGCUGACCGGAAGCAGGGGCUGAGGGUAUCCGCUGCCCCAGAGGACAAGACGAACAAGAAGAAGAAGAAGACAAAUAAGACUACGGCGGCAGAGGAGGAGAAGACCGCAUCGACCGGCGCAUCCACGGUCGAGGAUACCGGCGAGGAGUGCAAGCUGGUGCUUGUAGUGAGGACGGACUUGGGGAUGACCAAGGGCAAGAUCGCAGCACAGUGCUCCCAUGCGACUCUAGCCUGCUACAAGACCCUCUCCCGCGAUGCCCGCAGGCUCGGUCCCCAGAGCGCCGCCGCCCGCCUCCUGUCGCGGUGGGAGCGCCACGGUCAGGCCAAGGUCGCCCUGCAGGUCAAGACGCAGGACGAGAUGAUGACGCUGAUGGGCACUGCCCAGAGCCUGGGCAUUACGGCCGAGGUCAUCCAGGAUGCUGGGCGGACCCAGAUCGAUCCGGGCAGCCUGACUGUUCUGGGUGUGGGGCCUGCGCCCAAGAGCAAGGUGGACCAGGUCACUGGCGGACUAAAGCUGCUUUGA